Rodentolepis nana is the source of this 1002-nucleotide messenger RNA. Lineage: Eukaryota; Metazoa; Platyhelminthes; Cestoda; Cyclophyllidea; Hymenolepididae. The record is from the annotation of a GenBank genome assembly.
AUGCUCAUCAUAGGUGUUUGUUACUUCGUUUACUUCAGCAUUGCUUGUCAUCCUGUCAAGGAAAUCGCCUGUUCUGCAUGCAUGGGAGGAAAAGUUUCGUUGAUCCAACCUGAUAAAGCAACAUUCUCAACAGUCUUUUUCAUGCCGAAGCUACAACUUUCCGCGGUAUCUUUCAGCCCAGAUAUUGAUACACUAGCUAUUUCGUCUCUCUCGGGGCAUAUUAUGGUAGGCCAACUCAAAGAGAGUAACGAGGUAAGUGAGACGCCGCAAGUGGAUAUUGUGGGGAGAUACCAACUUCACAAAUCAGCCAUACUCAGUCUUGCGUGGCACUGCGCUGGUGAUUGCUUAGCAUCUGGAAGCCUAGACGGCUACGUUCGAACAUUUGCGUUAGAAAGACCUGGAGCUUUUGAUACCUUCCGCGGUCAUCGUGGAGGUGUGAACUGUGUCCGAUUCCUCCCUAAUAGUCAUCUCUUCUUGAGUGCGUCUUCCGAUAAGAGAAUUAUACUCUGGGAUGCCCGUUCAAAAAAGAAGGUACGACAGUUUAAGCAUGAAGCGCCGGUAAUAGGAACUGCUCUCUCUAAAGAUGGAUCAAAUUUUGUUUCCUGUGACGCCAGUGGAGUUGUGUCACAAUGGGAUUCAAGGAAUGCUAGGCAGUUCGUAAAACUGACCGGUGAAAUAGCUUUUGGUCAUGGGAGAAACUGUCUUUUAUAUUCACCCGAUGAAAACUUUCUUCUAACGGGGAAUACUGAUGGUACUGUGAGCAUCAUCAACAUAGUAAAUAAAGAGGUGCAAAACGGUUUAAAUAUUUUUGUUUCUUUACAGAUUUCGAAUAUUCAAGUCCACAGAGCGCCUAUCACUAGUUUUACAUUCUGUCAACUUGGCAAUCAAGUGAUGACUUCGAGUAAUGAUGGAUGUGUUGCAAUUUGGUCACAAAUCUCCUCAAUCUUUGAGAAUUUUUCAAAUAUCCACAACUCAAACCAUCGCAUUACAAAAGAUAAUUAA